AUGAAGACUGAUCAUUAUUUGAACUUAUGCUUGGAACAAGCCGAGCAAUCCCCUCUUCAUUAUCGUCACGGUUGUGUCGUUGUGAAGGGAGGUAAGGUUAUUGGUAAAGGAUUCAAUGAUUACCGGCCUGGCUACGAUGGUGGCGCUUUGAAGACUGGCCAGCUGCCUACCAAGCCUACCACACUAGAGAAGUUGGGAGAAGACAAACCUAAGAAGAAGAACGGGUUCAAGCCCUUCGAGAACACCGUCGGGUUACAGGCCGGCGGCCACCGUCUUGCUAAUAACUGUCUUACUAUGCAUUCAGAAAUGAUGGCUAUAAACUCGGCUCUCCAGUCAUCAAACACCUCAGCCGCUACAAAUCUGUCGUAUCUUAAACCCUCGACCGCUCUAUCGUAUGGCUCAAAACGAAAACGGCAGUUCCGCUGGGAUAUCCUCAACGCAUUCGUCCAGAGUGUCUGCUAUGAGACUUCCCGGCCGCAUACCCAACAGGGCACCGCCCCAAUUGAAAUUGCCGGGUGGCGUUUUGAAUCCUACACAUACACAUACGACACAACAACAUCAUGCCUCACGCGUAGGUCAUCAUCAUCACCACCAUCACCACUCGAAGGGGAACCAUGGGAACGCGUACAAUUCGGCAGGGCAAUUGAAGCAGCAUCGUCUGCGCAAAUUCAACACUUAUCUAUAGAAGAGGAGGACGAACCGUCUAGCUGUGGCGACUCAUCAUUAAAGAGCAAGCAUAGAAAAGACCACAAUAUGUUUUCUGGAAGCCGAAGGUUCGACCACGGCGACAAGUUAACACUGCCUAAUAGCGACUUCCGGGACGCGAUACCGUCCUCACACGACGUGAAAGACCGCAUGAAGCAUCCAAAGCUGCGAGGCGCCGAUGUAUACGUUGCUCGUCUCGGUAGUGUAUCAAGCUCGCGUGGGCGCGGGGUCGGUAAUACCAAGAAGAGUGAACCAGAUGCUGAGCAAGAUGCAAACUCAACAGACUGCCGCUUAUCUUCUGCACCGACGCUAGUAAACGAGGAGUUUCGCACGGGCUCUCUAUAUGAUGAGCUGAUGUGCAAGGAACUGAAAACAUCAUUGCCAGCGCGAUCUGAGGAUGCGGCUUUAAAAAGCACCGUCGACUGUGGGAAUGCUUUGGAUUCUCGACCAUGUUAUCGAUGUGUCCUCUACAUGCACUCUGCGGGCAUUAGGCGAGUAUAUUGGACGAACAAUCAGGGCCAAUGGGAGAAUGCUAAAGUUCGAGAUCUGUUUGAUCAAGUGUCAGGAAAUAAUGUGUAUAAUGGGUCCGAUGCCAAUAGUGGUGGUCGUGGUGGAGUGUUUGUUACGAAGCAUGAAAUCCUCAUGUUGAGGAGGCUCUCUGACCAGAAAACCAACCAAAUAGCAGCAAAAAAGUAG
Molecule: messenger RNA, 1401 nt
Organism: Hypoxylon trugodes
Lineage: Eukaryota; Fungi; Ascomycota; Sordariomycetes; Xylariales; Hypoxylaceae
Exons: 3
Coding region: 1-1401 (466 amino acids)
Molecular function (GO): catalytic activity
Source: RefSeq, a predicted model, not a curated record